AGCUUGCAACUCUCCUUUCGACUCUCCUCUUAGUCUCCAUCGGCCAUAGCUUGCAACUCUAACAGAGGUUACCCCUUCACACCUCCUGUAACUUGAGGGACAGCGAUUGAGCACUGAUCUGCAGUUCUGCACACCAGAUCGUCUCCAAUUUCAGUGCUUCAUGAAGUGCGCCUCUAUUUCUUUUUUAACUAUGACAUGGAAAGUGGAUGAAUGACCAAUUCAUCAAGAUCAAAAACAAGCAAAUCAGAUGAUGAGAUUGGAUGGAAAUAUAAUAAGUUGCAAGAUCCUAAUAACUCAUGUCGGGUGGUCUGUAAAUUUUGUAAUAAAGUUACCACUGGUGGUAUUACCAGAGCUAAAAGGCAUCAAAUAGGGAUCAAAGGGGAUGUGGCUCCAUGUCCUAAAUGCCCACCAGCAAUUAGGGAAGAGUUGUGGGCCAAUUUACAACAGAAAACCACAACUAAAAAGUUAGAAAAGGAGAUGUUUAUGUUUAGUUGUGGUACUGUUGAUCUUGAAGAGGAAGAUGAAGAGGAAGAACUUAUGCCAAGGGAAUCAACUUUAACUAUUGGUGGCAGAAGUAAAAAGGCCAAAAUUGGGCAACACAAAGGCCCCAUGGAUUUGUACAUGUACCAAAAAUCUGAGGAAACUCUCAAAAAGAGAAAGCUUGAAAAGUGUAGGCAAUAUUCUAUAAAGGAUUCUAACAAGGAGUUGAGGGCUGAAACAAUUCAAUACAUUGCUCAGUUCUUCUACCAAAAUGGCAUCUCUUUCAAUGUAGCUCGUUCAGAAAGUUUCAAGUUAAUGCUGUUUGAGUUGAUUGAUAGCAUUGUGGAGGAGAUUGGGGAAGAACAUGUAGUUCAACUUGUAACAGAUAAUGGGAGCAAUUAUGUUGCAGCUGCGCAUUGUAUUGACCUUAUACUAGAGGACAUUGGAAAGAUUUCAAAGGUUAAGAAGACAAUACAAAGAGCAAUGAGUCUUGUUGGGUUCAUCUACAACCAUUCAAGCACCUUAAACUUAAUGAGGCGAUUCACUAACAAAACGGAGUUGGUUCGAUAUGGAGUGACAAGGUUUGCUACGAAUUUUCUUUCAUUGCAAAGUGUGUACAAGCAAAAGGCCAACCUUCAAAAGAUGUUUACAUCUGAUGAAUGGACAAGUAGUAAGUUGGCCAGAGAUGCCAAAGGAGUAAAGGCAGCAAGUACAGUAAUGGCUGCUUCAUUUUGGAAUAAUGUGCUAUACACCCUAAGGGUUAUGGGUCCUCUUGUGACUGUUUUGCGGCUUGUUGAUAGUGAAAGUAAGCCGGCAAUGCCUUAUAUUUAUGAGGCAAUGAUCAAAGCUAAGGAUGCCAUUAAGAGAUUGCAAAAUGAUGAUGAAAGCAAGUACAAGGAAAUCUUUGAAAUUAUUGACAAUAGAUGGAAAUGCCAACUUUAUAGACCCUUGCAUGCAGCGGCUCAUUAUUUAAAUCUUGCAGUCUUUUAUAGCACUCCAAAUAUGGAUUUGGAUUUGAGACUAACUAGUGGAUUGAUGGAUUGCAUUAAGAAGAUGGAGCCUGAUGUUAAUUUGCUGAUAUUUCUCUCCUCAGCCACGUGUUUUGCUCAUCCUCAUCUUCUUCUUCUCCCCGAUGCUCUGCCCCCCGACCCUCUGCACCCGAGAAGCGCCCCCAACUACCGUUACCCAUUUUCGGCCGGAAAUCCGGCAAAGCUUGGGGGUUUUCUCCUUCUUUUCUUGUUCUUGAACCUAGAAAUAUCCCCCUCACUUCUGCAGAUUUUCGGAUCUGCUCUGCUCUGCUCUGUCCUUCUGCGAGCAGCUUUUGCCGGUGGAGUGCUUCCCGGUUUUCUGGUUUGCCGUGAGUUCCUCCAUUCCUCUCCCCGUCGGCUUCUUUCCCAGCCGGACCCGGUGCUGCUCGCCGGAGUUUCCUGAUAUGAUGGACAGCCUUUUUUUAUGUCUAAUUAUCAAUUAAGUAUUGUCCAUUUAGUUGCUUGUGUUGUCCGAGAUUGUGCUAGAAUUAUGGGAUGAUUUUGGGUAGCAUAAAACACGUUUUAAGCUUGGUUGAGGUAGAAAUUUCUUGAUUUAGUUGCUGUGUUGUUUAUAGGGAGAAAAUCCCGUGAAUUAGCUAGUGUUUGGCCAAUUUUGGAAGUGCAGUCACUGUUCACGCACUGUUCACGCACUGUUCACGCACUGUUCACAUAGCACUGUUCACACACCGAGGGUCAACGAUUAACGGGGAUUUAAAUGAUUAGUUUGUGAUAUAAGAAUGAAUGUGGAGAUGUCCAGUUAUGUGGAGAUUGAUAGAAAUAGCAUUGGGAUUAGGAGUGAUUUUAAUGAUGAUUUCAGUUUAAAUUUGUGAUAGUCCGGUAUUAAUUCUGAGGUGUUUUGAUUAGGUUCCUGAUCGUUCUGUCAGUUAGCAUUGAGAUUGAGUGCUCGGUUUUGUGCGAGUGAGGUAAGUAAAUGAUGGUGAAGCCCUUUGAUUUUAAAGCAUGUUUUAAAUUGUUUUUGAGAUAGUGGCAAGCUUUAAAUUGAUUUUAUCGGCAUUUGAGUGUGAUUAAACUGGAAUGCAAAUUGUGAUGGGUUUUAUGGGAAAUUUCCUUGUUUUUCUGGAAUUGAGCAUGAUUGGAAUGAAAAUGAGGAUUUUAUUGAUUUUCUGGAAUUGAGCAUGAUUGAAAUGAAAUGAGAGUUUCAUUGUUUUUCGGGAGUUGAGCAUGCCUAUUUAGAAAUUGACCGAACUGUUUUGAUGAACUGAGAGUUUGCAAAUUCUGAGUUUUUUGUUAAAUCCAUGGUCACAUGGAAAUUUUCCGGUUUGUUCUGAAAUUCGGGAUUGAUUGUGAAAUUUGGGUUUUUCUGUAAAUCCUGCAUGGUUUUGUCUCGGAUAUAGUCAUGAUUACUGACGCCCGCUAGUGGGAGCUGU
Molecule: messenger RNA, 2896 nt
Organism: Rubroshorea leprosula
Lineage: Eukaryota; Viridiplantae; Streptophyta; Magnoliopsida; Malvales; Dipterocarpaceae
Source: the annotation of a GenBank genome assembly